AUGGCUUCAGCUAUACCUAUCAUGCCUCCUCCGGGUGCCGCCCCUGCCGCCGGCGAAGAAACGAACGCCUCCUCUUCCUCCACCAACGCCUGGCAAAAGUCCACCGCCACAGGCCCUGCAAAGACCACUGCCUCUAGCACUACCCCCAAACCGGUGUCGCUGACCAACAGCAACAAGACCAGGACUUGUCGCAAUAUUGUGAUCCACGGGUUCUGCAAGUACGAGGGAAAGGGCUGUGAGUUCAACCACGAUGUCGCCAAGCUCCAUGUGAACUCGCCCAUCUUCAAGCCCUCCAACCUCAGUUCAGGAUCCGUCAAAGCAGAGUCCAUCAAUGCCCCCGAGUUUGUCCCUAAGCACAGCCAAGAUUCGAGUUCAGCGGCAGGAGGAGCUUUCCAGGAUAACCGUCCAAUGGUGCAGUCGUUUGUGUCGCCGAUGCAGAACAGCCUGAUGGGAAGCAUGAGUAACCUGACUGGCAACUUUUCGCAGUUUGGAAUGAACGACAUGUCAAUGGGAGGACCAAUGUCAGGAAACUACUAUGGCGAGGGAUCAGUCAACAAUUAUUACUAUCAAGCAUCCGGUGCAAUGCUUCACCAACCUACCAUUCACGGAUUCUUCAUCUCGGACACACUGCGCGAGGAGCUUCAUAAGAAGAACGAGAUGGUCUUGCAGACUGUCAAUGCCCAGGAUUAUGGUCUUCCAGAGGACUUGCACGAGUACCAUUCGCUUUACCCUCUCGACCUGACUCAAGAAAAAUCAACUGAGGUGUUUGGAUACCAGUCCAGCGUCUACAAGUGCAUGUGCAGUGAAGAUGGUAAAACGUACGCGUUGCGCCGGAUCGAGGGCUUUCGUCUGACCAACGAGGUGGCCAUGCAGACGAUUGAAGGCUGGCGCAGGAUAAAGCAUGCCAACAUCGUGUCGAUCCGGGAGGCGUUCACCAGCAAAGCUUUUGGAGACCACUCGCUCAUUUUUGUGUAUGACUAUCACCCUUGCUCCAAGACUCUUUACGACGUGCACUUUGGGCCUCAGGCGCAGCUGGCAUCCCAGGUCGUUGUAGGAGCCCCCAAGACAACCGACCAUGUCAUCCCCGAACGUACACUUUGGUCGUACUUGAUCCAGCUAACGUCUGCCCUUAAGAAGAUCCAUUCUGCCGGUCUUGCUGCACGUCUAAUUGACCCCACCAAGAUUUUGGUCACCGGAAAGAACAGGAUUCGCAUGAACUGCUGUGGAAUCAUGGAUAUGUUGACUUUUGACACGGCCCCCAAUAUUGCCCAUUUGCAACAGGACGACAUUUUGAACCUUGGACAGCUGAUGAUGACACUGGCAUGCAAAUCUUUGACGGCCACUCAUAACAUUUCAAAGUCGAUCGACUAUAUCGCCCAGACCUACACUCAGGAGAUGAAGAACAUGAUCCUCUUCCUCAUGAGCCAGCCCGUGCCCAUGAAAACUGUCGAUCAAAUUAUCUCGAUGCUCGGACCUAGGAUUAUGCAGGAGAUCAAUGACGUCCAGACUGCUAACGAUGUUUUGGAGAGCGACCUUGGCCGUGAGCUCGAGAACGGACGUCUGACAAGACUCAUGAUCAAGUUUGGCUUUAUCAACGAGCGGCCAGAGUUUGAUAUGGAUCCUGCCUGGUCUGAGACGGGCGAUCGGUACAUUAUCAAGCUGUUCAGGGAUUAUGUGUUCCAUCAGGUGGACGAGGCGGGCUUGCCCGUCCUGGAUGUUGCCCAUGUCCUCACCUGCCUGAAUAAGUUGGAUGCUGGAGUGGACGAAAAGAUUGUGCUGAUGUCGAGGGAUGAGCUGUCGUGUCUUAUUGUUAGCUACCGCGAGAUCAAGGCCUGCAUCGACUCUGCAUUCCGAGACCUCUCCAAGUCCAAGUAG
Molecule: messenger RNA, 1875 nt
Organism: Linnemannia hyalina
Lineage: Eukaryota; Fungi; Mortierellomycota; Mortierellomycetes; Mortierellales; Mortierellaceae
Source: the annotation of a GenBank genome assembly